This is a messenger RNA of Erinaceus europaeus (western European hedgehog), 1487 nucleotides long. RefSeq names its product interleukin 6 (gene IL6). The coding region runs from base 438 to 1070 and encodes 210 amino acids. Gene Ontology annotation, molecular function: cytokine activity; growth factor activity; interleukin-6 receptor binding. The record is from RefSeq and is a predicted model, not a curated record. Lineage: Eukaryota; Metazoa; Chordata; Mammalia; Eulipotyphla; Erinaceidae. The transcript has 5 exons. Gene Ontology annotation, biological process: T-helper 17 cell lineage commitment; positive regulation of cell population proliferation; immune response. Gene Ontology annotation, cellular component: extracellular region.
ACCUCCCCUUUUGUUAAACCUCGUGUAUGACUUCAGCUUUACUUUCUCAAGACAUGCCAAAGUGCUGAGUCACUAAAAGAAAAAAAAAAAAAAAGGAAAGAAAUAAAAGAAAGUAAAGGAAGAGUGAUCCUGCUUCUUAGGGCUAGCCUCAGUAAUGACCUAAGCGGCACUUUUCCCCCCCGGUUAUGAUUCCUAUGAUGCUAAAGGACGUCACAUUGCACAAUCUUAAUAAGGUUUCCAAUCAGCCGCACCCGCAUUAGCCCCACCCCCCCCCACCCUCCAACAUAGAUUUAUCAAAUGUGGGAUUUUCCCAUGAGUCUCAAAAUUAGAGCCUCAACCCACAAUAAAUAUGAGGCUGGGGAUGCCUGAGACUCAUUCUAGCCUCCGAGCCCACCAGGAACGAAAGAGAGCUCCAUCUGCCCUCCAGGAAACCAGCUAUGAGUUCCCUUUCCACAAGCAUCUUCAGUUCACUUGCCUUCUCCUUGGGGCUGCUCCUGGGGAUGGCUACUGCUCUCCCCAUCCAUGAAACCACCAGUGCCAGCUCUCAUGGGGAUGCCACCCUGAGUACAACCGCCUUUUCAUCCAAGACUGAGGGGAGCAUUAGGUACAUCCUCGGCAAAAUCUCUGAACUGAAACAGGAGAUAUGUGAAAAUCACUCCAUGUGCAGAAAUGGUAUGGUGGCCCUGGAAGACAACAACCUGAAUUUUCCACAGAUAACAGAGGAUGGAGGAUGUUUGCCAUCUGGGUUCAACAAGGAGACCUGCCUGAAUACCAUCACCACCAGUCUCUCAGAGUAUCAACCAUACCUCAAUUAUCUUCAGGAAAAUUACAACCUUAAUGAGCGAACUGCCAUUGAUAUUCAAACCUAUUUUAAAGUCCUGAUUCGGAUCCUGAAGCAAAUGGAGAACAACGCAGAUGAAAUAACCACCCCUAACCCAGUGAAAUAUGACACACUGUCAAAAAUGCUGAGAUCACAGAACAACUGGCAGAUGAACACAACGUUUUACCUCACCCUGCAAAGUCUUGAGAGGUUCCUGCAGUAUACCGUAAGGGCUAUUCGGAUGAUGUAGCCUGGCUAUUUAGAACUGUUGUACUUUUUGGGCAUUCCUUCCCUUGGUCAGAAACCUGUCCACUGGGCACAUAAUUUAUGCUGCUCUCUCUGAAGAACUAGUAGUAUGAGUUAGGACACUAUUUUUGAUUGUUUUUUAAUUUAUUGAUAUUUAAAUAUGUGAUUCUGAGUUAAUUUAUGUGACAGAUAUUUAUAUUUUUAUGAAAUGCCACAAGAAAUAUUUUAUGUAUUAAUUUUGAAAAAUUAACUUAAAAGGGCUAUGAAGCUUGAAUGUCCUCAUUGUUUCAGAGCCAGAUCAUUUUUUGAAAUGUGUGAGAUUACCUCAGAUAAAUUGUUAAUUUAUACAUAUUUUGAAGAAAUAUUUAUAAUGUAUUUAUAUAAUUUUUAAAUCAUUUUUAUAUCAAUAAAAUCUUUUUUA